This is a messenger RNA of Paramecium pentaurelia, 1264 nucleotides long. NCBI's taxonomy places the organism in Eukaryota, Ciliophora, Oligohymenophorea, Peniculida, Parameciidae. The record is from the annotation of a GenBank genome assembly.
AUGAAAAAAUUUUGGAAUUUCAUAUGUUGUGCAUUAGAUUCAGAUGAAGAAUAAAUGGGUGAAGAAAAAUAAAUAACAAUGAAAAGAGAUGAAAAAACAACUUUAGAGCUUUAUGGUAAUUUUGAAACAUAAAAUUACAUGCUGGUUAGAAUGACUUAAAAGAAUUUUUUUGUUGAUUUUUCUAUGAGAAAAUCAAAAUUAGUAGAAAAGAAUCCCUUAUCAGUGUUUAUAUCAUAUAUUGAUAAUGAUGUUAAGUAUGAAUAAGAUGAAUCAAGUUAUUUAAUACCAGAAAAAGUAUUAUAAUAUAUAGGUAGAAGAAUGAGAGAAGUCAAACCUUCUUUUAUAGUUGAUGGUCUAUCUAGAAGUGGUAUUAAUGCAAUAUAGUUCUCUUCUGAAACUAAUACAUUUGUUUUGGGAAAUAACUUUUCAAUGUAAUACAUUAAAAAUGCUAAUCAUAAUACAACAAUUUGUAAUUUUAAUAUAAGAUGUGAAUUUCUUUUGGCAAAUUUACCUAAAUUACCUAUUAUUUAAAAUGAUGUCUUUUUUAUCUAACCUGAUUAUUAGAUUAUUGAUGAAAAAUUAACAAUAAAUAAUAUAUUUCCUUCAAUUCCAGAUAUUUUAGAUUAUUUUUUAGUAUGGAGUAAGAAUUUAAUUAUUGUUUUACCCAUAUAAAUUGAUCUUUAAAUAUUUUGUGAAGUUUUUUGUUAAAAUUUAAAAGAGAAAAAUUUAGAUCAUUUAAUCUUUGAAAUCUAAAAAAUUCAAAUAGAUGGUGAAUUAUAUUACUAUAUUAUUUAUUUUGGAGAAAUUGCUGCUAUACAAACAUAAGAUGAAUAUAUGUUAAUGACAGAAAUGACAUUAGAAGAUUCUAAUUAAUAAAAUUUAUUUGAUUCCACAUAUAUGUUACUUAAAAAUAUUGGAUAUACUACAAAUCCAAGAGAAAUCAUGAAUAUCUUAAUUUAUUCUAAAUAAAUGUCAUAAUUUGAAACUACCUUACAAAUUCUAAUUAAUCAAGUAAUUAAACUUAAAUUUUAUAUUUUAUUAGUUACUUUUGAAGGGAUUAUCAAAUGAAUAAACAAUCAAAUAAUUGUUUGGUGAUGCUGAUGUUUUAUUAUCUUCAACACCAAAAUAUAAUCAAAUCCAAAUUUAAGAAAAUACAUUUGGAUAAGAUUCUUAAAUUAAAUAAUGUUAUGAUUAGUAAUAAAAAUAAAAAAAUAAAAAAGCCAAGAAAUCUCAAUUUAUAUCCUUUAAUAUACCUAGUGAAUGA